Messenger RNA from Diaporthe amygdali, 393 nucleotides. Its product is annotated as copi-coated vesicle. The record is from RefSeq and is a predicted model, not a curated record. Lineage: Eukaryota; Fungi; Ascomycota; Sordariomycetes; Diaporthales; Diaporthaceae. Bases 1 to 393 code for a protein of 130 amino acids. Gene Ontology annotation, biological process: vesicle-mediated transport. The transcript has 4 exons. Gene Ontology annotation, cellular component: Golgi membrane.
AUGGACUUCUCAGACAGCUUCCGCAUCGUCAACCUGGUGGUUGCCGUCAUCAUGAUACUCGGCGGAAUCUCUCAGUUCUUCCCGCUCGGCUUCCAAUCCAUUAUUAUCGGAUGCUAUGUCAUGAUCUUCGGCCUCGCCACCGGCCUCCUCGAGUUCCAGAUCCCGCCGCAGGUCUCGCGCUACGCCUCCUUCCUCUUCAGCUUCAUCGGCCGCGGCGCCUUCUACAUCUUCGUCGGCUCCAUCCUGCUCGACGGCCACGUCCUGCGCAUAAUCGCCGGCUCCAUCGUCGGCCUCAUCGGCGUCUGCUACGCCGUCCUCGAGUUCAUCCCCUCCAUCGAGCCCCCGGCCAACAUGAGGGAGGCCGACGCCGGCUGGGGCGCCGAGCAGGUGUAG